Messenger RNA from Trematosphaeria pertusa, 876 nucleotides. RefSeq lists its product as uncharacterized. NCBI's taxonomy places the organism in Eukaryota, Fungi, Ascomycota, Dothideomycetes, Pleosporales, Trematosphaeriaceae. The coding region runs from base 1 to 876 and encodes 291 amino acids. The transcript has a single exon. The record is from RefSeq and is a predicted model, not a curated record.
AUGGCAUCGCGAAGCCGGAAGGCCUUCUAUCAACAAUCUCUAUUUGCAGUUUUGCUCAGCCUACACACCGCCUACGCCCAGGUCGGCACCGUGACCCAAGACAUAACCACCAUCUCCGCGUUCCCGCUCCAGAAAGACUGCGCGCAAUCCUGCUUCGUGCGCACCGGCGCCUGCCCCUACGAUGUCCUCGGCAGCGAAAUCGGAUGCGCAACCGUUGGCGGAUGUCGCAAUUCGGGGUGGCAGGCUACGAACGACUGCUACUGUCGCCCGGAUCUGCAAGUGCCGGCCCAGAGCUAUCUGACUAGUUGCAUCGAAUACUACUGCUCAGUCGGCGAUUAUUCGAUCGACGCGAGUACAGCAGGCGGCAUCUAUGCGCAGUACUGUAGCGAGAAGGGAUAUACAUCUCAGGCGGCGCCGGCAACUGUGGAGGCGACGACGACCGGAGGCGCGUCAGGAGGGACGAAGACAGCAGGAGGCGUGGGAGGCGUAACUGGACCGACGGCCACAUCGACAUCGUCGAGCUCGUCGAGCUCCAAGUCCCUAUCCAUAACCGAGAUCAUCGGGAUCGUGGUCGGCAGCUUGGCCGCAUUGAUCUUCCUGCUGGUAAUUGGGAAAUACGUGCUCAAGACCUGCGCCGGCACGCGGCCGCCGAAAGUACAACAAUGGCCACAUUACCAACAGCCACCUCCUCCGCCGGUCCAGCAGCAGCAACCCAUCUAUCCGCAAAUGCCGCAGAGCUAUUACGGCGCGCCGACCUUCCCGCAGCGUGAUGCGGAUGAUAUCGGGCCGGAUGACUCUGUCUCGAUGGUGUCCGGGAUGCCGAGACCGGCGCCCACGCUAUUGUCGGGGAUGCAGGGCCCGCCGCCGAGAUACUAG